Molecule: messenger RNA, 3732 nt
Organism: Sphaerodactylus townsendi
Lineage: Eukaryota; Metazoa; Chordata; Lepidosauria; Squamata; Sphaerodactylidae
Gene: ABCG1
Product: ATP binding cassette subfamily G member 1
Exons: 15
Coding region: 99-2096 (665 amino acids)
Biological process (GO): cholesterol homeostasis; transmembrane transport
Cellular component (GO): plasma membrane
Molecular function (GO): ATP binding; ABC-type sterol transporter activity; ATP hydrolysis activity
Source: RefSeq, a predicted model, not a curated record
CGGGCUGCUGCAAGAUCCCCUCCCCCCCGGGCGCACCGUCCCCCCCUCAUUGUGCUUCGCUUUUCUCCUGCCCUGCGAGCAGCCUCUGGGGCACAUCCAUGGCAUGUCUGAUGGCAGCUUUCUCAGGGGGAGCCGCUUUGAAUGCCAGCAAUUCUUCAUCUGCUAUGCCUGAGCCAAAGUCUGUAUGUGUUUCAGUAGAUGAGGUGGUCUCCAAUGGCACAGAUGCACAAGAUGUCCAUUUACUAAACUGCCACUUGAAAAAGUUUGACAAUGCUUUGACAGAAGCCCAUCGUUUCUCCUACCUGCCCAGGAGACCAGCUGUGAACAUUGAAUUUAAAGAACUCUCAUACUCUGUCCAGGAAGGAUCAUGGUGGAGAAAGAAGGGUUUCAAGACCCUAUUGAAAGGAAUUUCUGGGAAGUUCAAUAGUGGAGAACUUGUGGCAAUAAUGGGUCCUUCUGGAGCUGGGAAGUCAACACUUAUGAACAUCCUGGCAGGAUACAGAGAGACUGGAAUGAAAGGAGAGAUCCUCAUCAAUGGACAGCCUCGUGAUCUGCGUUCGUUCCGCAAAGUGUCUUGUUACAUUAUGCAAGAUGACAUGCUACUUCCACAUCUUACUGUCCAAGAAGCCAUGAUGGUAUCUGCUCACCUGAAACUUCAAGAAAAAGAUGAAGGUAGGAGGGAGAUGGUAAGGGAGAUCUUGACGGCUCUGGGUUUGCUGCCAUGCUCCAAUACUAGAACUGGAAGCCUUUCCGGGGGCCAGAGGAAACGUCUUGCCAUUGCUUUGGAGCUAGUGAACAAUCCACCCGUUAUGUUUUUUGAUGAACCUACCAGUGGCCUGGACAGCGCAUCCUGCUUUCAAGUGGUAUCUCUAUUGAAGGCUUUAGCUCAGGGCGGCCGGUCCAUCAUCUGUACUAUACAUCAGCCCAGUGCCAAACUCUUUGAACUCUUUGAUCAGCUCUACGUUUUGAGCCAAGGGCAGUGCAUUUACUGUGGGAAAGUGUUAAACCUUGUGCCGUAUUUGAGAGAUUUGGGUUUAAAUUGUCCGACCUACCACAAUCCUGCAGAUUUUGUAAUGGAGGUUGCCUCUGGUGAGUAUGGAGACCAGAACAACAGGCUGGUAAGAGCAGUCCAAGAUGGAAUGUGUGACGCAGAUUACAAGAGAGACUCUGGAGGUGAAAGUGAACUUAAUCCCUUCCUGUGGCACAGACCAUCUGAGGAGGAUUCUUCAUCCACAGAAGGUUGUCACAGUUUCUCAGCCAGCUGCCUUACUCAGUUUUGCAUCCUAUUUAAAAGAACUUUUCUCACCAUAAUGAGGGAUUCGGUUCUGACACAUCUACGGAUCAUGUCACACAUUGGAAUUGGACUCCUCAUAGGGAUGCUGUAUUUGGGGAUUGGAAAUGAAGCAAAGAAAGUUCUGAGUAAUUCUGGCUUCCUCUUUUUUUCCAUGCUGUUUCUUAUGUUUGCUGCUCUCAUGCCAACAGUCCUUACAUUUCCUCUGGAGAUGGGUGUGUUUCUUAGAGAACAUCUGAAUUAUUGGUAUAGUCUGAAGGCCUACUACUUAGCAAAAACCAUGGCUGAUGUUCCUUUUCAGGUAAUGUUUCCUGUAGCUUAUUGUAGCAUUGUCUAUUGGAUGACAGCACAGCCGUCCGAUGCUGUACGAUUUGUCCUGUUUGCAGCACUGGGAACAAUGACAUCAUUAGUGGCUCAGUCUUUGGGACUUUUGAUUGGUGCAGCUUCCACCUCACUCCAGGUGGCAACAUUUGUAGGUCCCGUUACAGCGAUUCCAGUUCUCCUCUUCUCAGGAUUCUUUGUCAGCUUUGAUACUAUUCCAGGAUACCUCCAAUGGAUGUCUUACAUUUCAUAUGUCAGAUACGGGUUUGAGGGUGUUAUUCUUUCCAUCUAUGGCUUGGAUCGUGAAGAUCUCCACUGUGAUGAAGAAAUUUGUCACUUUCAAAAAUCAAAGGAUAUCCUUCGAGAGCUGGAUGUAGAAAAUGCAAAACUUUAUCUGGAUUUCAUCGUGCUUGGCAUUUUCUUCAUAGCCCUGCGCCUUGUUGCCUACUUUGUCCUCAGAUACAAAAUCCGAGCAGAGAGAUAGAAACAAACCCAUUGUGAGAACAUUAUUUGCGCAGUUGUGGACUGUAUUUCAUAUCUGAUGGUGGCUGCAAAGAUUCCAUACCCUGGUUGCAAAUGAAUUUGUGACUAGCCUGUAAAAUAUAUAUAUAUAGUGUGUUGGAUUAGAGGAUGCCUCGUUAUGGUAAUCAGUUCAGUUGGGUAUGGUCAUCUUCUUGUUAUACUGCUUGCCUUUAUCUGGGAAGACCUAGAAGGGAAUUUUGAAAUGUUGUUUUGAAUCUGCAAAAGUGUCAGUACUGAUCACAGGAACUUUCUUUCAUGGAAAAUGGUUUCUUGGAAGAUAGCUAUAGUCCUGACAGCCAAGUAGAAAAUGACCGGAGAUGGUUCAUCAUUAUUCUGUCAGCAACCAAGUGGAAAUGUGAAGAAUGCACCCAGACUUCAUUGCAAGUUUCCUGCAUUUUCUGCAAGUCCCCCCGUCCCCGCAACAUGAAAUCCUUCAUGAAGGCAGAAAUCCACACAUUUUAAUGCAUGGGUUUUUAAGAAUACAGGUAAUUUGGUUCUUAUUUACAUGCACAGCUCUAGAGCUUUAUUCUUAUGAGCUGGUCUCAUACUCCAAAAAUUUCAAUAUGAAGAUAAAAUGUCAAAUUCGUAGUAAAUGCUGGAAAAGGACUCCAGAGCAGAGAAGUCAUGCCUAUAAAUUGUCUGUCAAUAGUUUCUUGUAGCAUUCUGCUUUUGCAAUCUUCUUCAGUUUUCUUUUGAUAUUUGAAAGUCUUUAUUAUUCAAUUAACUGCCUCCCAUGAAUGCAGAAGCUAAGAAUUCCAGUUCCUGAAAAUAUAGAAUCAUACCUCAAAUCACAUUUGAAUGUUUUAAGGAAUGUUUUUAAGGAUUGUCCGUGGUUUAUAUCUUGACAGAAUUUGGUUGUGUUUGUGGCUUUACAUAGCAAUUUAAAUGAGAUCAGUAUCCACAUAAUAAACAUUGCUGGAGAAGAGUACAGGGUUGAUAAAGAUCUGAAGGUCACAUCAAGCUCAAAGCAUUCAGAUAAAGAAAAUGCUGACCUGCUGUUUUGUGCAGGUGACCCAGUAAAAGCCAGAACAGGAUAUAUUAGGCACCCUGCUGAGAUAGAUGUUUGUUAGCCUCCUAACAGAUUUUCCUAACUUAAGACUGAAAAUGUCAUCCCUCCUAGAGAGUUUCCUGUUAUGCUCUAAUAUGUUUAGGAAAUUGAAAUUGUUUAUACUGAUAGAAAUAAUUUAGCGUAAUAUUAGAGGAUACAGAUCUGCACCACUAAGAAUCUAUUCACAGGCAUUCAGGAACACUUAAGGACUCAUUUAUCCAAAAUUAACAGCAGUGUGUUUUGUACAAGUCACUUUGUACAAGAUACAAGUGAUGCUGUUCUUUCCUCAGAUUGGGAAGCUUCACUUUCUAGCCCUCACAUUUUUAUAUAUCAGAAUAAACAAGGAGUUUCCUGUUCUCUUCUUCCCACUCACCACCAGCCAACCAACCUAAAAUGUAUUUGCUGAGAUAUGUUCAGCUUUGAUGAAAUUCUCAAGACAAUGAUCACUUAAGCAGGAGAAGAAGAAGAAGAAGAGUUUGGAUUAAUACCCUCCUUUAUCUCCUGUAAGGAGACAAAUGGCAGCUUAUAAAGUUUUUUCCCUUCCUUUCCC